AUGUCUGCGACGCCCGCGCCGCCUGAGGACCAGGCACGCCUGCUGGAGGAUGCUCUAGUUGCUGUGCGCCAGCAAACGGCGGUUAUGCGGAAAUGCCUGGAUUCGCCCGGCAAGCUCAUGGACGCACUCAAGUGCUGCUCUACCCUCGUCUCCGAGCUCCGAACGAGCAGCCUCGGCCCCAAGCAAUAUUACGAGCUCUACAUGGCCGUCUUCGACGCGCUGCGGUACUUGUCCGUCCACCUGCGAGAGAACCACCCCGUCAACCACCUGGCCGACCUGUAUGAGCUCGUCCAAUACGCCGGAAACAUUGUGCCUCGUCUCUACCUCAUGAUGACCGUCGGCACAGCCUACAUGUCGAUUGAAGACGCGCCGGUCAAGGAGCUGAUGAAGGACAUGAUGGACAUGAGCCGCGGGGUUCAGCAUCCCAUCCGCGGUCUUUUCCUGCGAUACUUCCUCUCCGGCCAGGCCCGCGACUUCCUGCCCACUGGCGACGGCGACGGCCCCGAAGGCAACCUCUCCGACUCGAUCAACUUUGUCCUCACCAACUUUGUCGAGAUGAACAAGCUGUGGGUGCGCCUCCAGCACCAGGGCCACUCGCGCGAGAGGGAACAGAGGACGAGGGAGCGCAAGGAGCUGCAGCUGCUCGUCGGCAGCAACAUUGUGCGCCUGAGCCAGCUCGUCGACCUCGAGACGUACAAGUCGGGCAUCCUGGCGCCGCUGCUCGAGCAGGUUGUGCAGUGCCGCGAUGUCCUGGCGCAAGAGUACCUCCUCGAGGUCGUCACCCAGGUCUUCCCCGACGAGUUCCACCUCCACACCCUCGACCAGUUCCUUGGCGCUGUCUCGCGCCUCAACCCCCAUGUCAAUGUCAAGGCGAUUGUCAUUGGCUUGAUGGACAGACUUUCAGACUACGCCGAGCGCGAAGGCCCCGCCGAGGGCGACGAUGACAAGGCAAAGGUGGAGGAGGAGGCAUUGGCGAAGCUGCUAGAAAAGGUGAAGAUGCAGAGCGAGGCGCCAGAGUCGGCGGCACCAACAGAUGCGGAUGCCGACACCAGCAAGCCGUCCGACACAAAUGGCAACGAAUCUUCGGGGGCCGACGACGCCAACGGAGAAGCGGAUCCCUCGAAAGCUAGCGAUGCCGCCGACGACGAGACGACGCCGUCCGUUGCAGAAACCGAUACAACGGCCGUCAACGGCUCUGAAACCGCCGCUGAGUCUUCCGAAGCUCCCGACGCAACCAAGACGCCGACGGAGAAGGGCAUUCCCGACAAUGUGCAGCUUUACGAGGUGUUCUUCAGUCAGGUGAAGAACCUGGUCGAGGCGCAACAUCUCCCCAUCCCCGACACAAUCGCGUUGCUGCACUCGCUGACGAACCUGGCCUUGAAUAUCUACCCCGAGCGCCUCGAUUUUGUCAACCAGAUACUCGAAUACGCCCUCGGCAAGGUGCGCGACAACGCCAACAACGCUGAUCUCCACUCUCCUCCUGCCCAGCAGAGCCUUCUCGCCCUUCUCCAGGCACCCAUCAACCGCUACGUCUCCAUCUUCACCGCUCUAUCACUCCCCACCUAUGUCCCCCUUUUCCAGGCGCAGUCCUACCAGACCCGACGCGCUGUUGCUGGCGAGGUAGCGCGCAACCUGCUCCGCAACCAGACCAGGAUAUCAACCUCGUCCCAGUUGGAUAACGUCUUAGAGAUCCUCAAGGUCCUCAUCAAGGAAGGCUCUCAGCCGCCGUCCAAUUACCCCGGCGUUCAGCAGCGUCGUGCUAUGGAGACGGACGAGACUCUCGAGGAGCAAGGCUGGCUGGCGCGUCUCGUGCAUCUCAUCAACGCCGAGAGCAACGACACACAGUUCAAGCUCCUCCAGGCGACACGGAAGGCCUACUCCGAGGGCAACGAGCGUAUCCGUACCACAACUCCUCCUCUUAUCACAGCGUGUAUGAAGCUUGCUCGCAGGUUGAAGGCGAGGGAACACCUCGACGACAACUGGGAGACGCAGAGCAAUGCCUUGUUCAAGUUCAUGCAUUCCGCACUGAGCACUCUCUACACGCGUGUCAGCGGCCCGGGAGCGGCAGAGCUCGCCCUGCGCCUCUUCUGCUCCUCUGGCAUGACGGCUGACCAAGCUGGUUUCGAAGAGGUGUCCUACGAGUUCUUCGCACAAGCCUUCACCGUCUACGAGGAGGCCGUUUCUGAUUCCAAAGCCCAGUUCCAGGCCGUCUGCAUCAUUGCCAGCUCGCUUCACCAGACCAGGAACUUUGGCAAGGAGAACUACGACACUCUCAUCACCAAGUGUGCGCAGCACGGCAGCAAGCUGUUGAGGAAGCCCGACCAGUGCCGUGCCGUCUAUCUGGCAAGCCACCUCUGGUGGGCCAUGCCCAGCCAGGCCAAUGGCGAGACGGACGAGACGGAUCUUUAUCGCGACGGCAAGCGCGUGCUCGAGUGCCUCCAACGCGCCCUCCGCGUGGCCGACUCCUGCAUGGAGACGGCCGCCUCUAUUGAGCUUUUUGUUGAAAUUCUUGACCGCUAUGUCUACUACUUUGACCAGCAAAACGAGGCCGUCACGACCAAAUACCUCAACGGCCUCAUUGAGCUCAUCCACUCCAACCUCGCCGGCAACCAGCAGGAUUCGGCGUCGAUCGACAACAGCAAGCGCCACUUUUACUCGACGCUCGAAAACAUUCGGAGUAGGCAGUACGAGGGUGUCGUGUUGUACCCGAAAUGA
This is a messenger RNA of Verticillium nonalfalfae, 2715 nucleotides long. RefSeq names its product Vacuolar protein sorting-associated protein 35 (gene VPS35). Gene Ontology annotation, cellular component: late endosome; retromer, cargo-selective complex; retromer complex. NCBI's taxonomy places the organism in Eukaryota, Fungi, Ascomycota, Sordariomycetes, Glomerellales, Plectosphaerellaceae. The record is from RefSeq and is a predicted model, not a curated record. Gene Ontology annotation, biological process: intracellular protein transport; retrograde transport, endosome to Golgi. Bases 1 to 2715 code for a protein of 904 amino acids. The transcript has 4 exons.